This is a messenger RNA of Pantherophis guttatus, 3458 nucleotides long. The record is from RefSeq and is a predicted model, not a curated record. NCBI's taxonomy places the organism in Eukaryota, Metazoa, Chordata, Lepidosauria, Squamata, Colubridae.
CUGGAGGUUAAACUAAUUAAGCUUGCCUGGCAGGAUUUGGGGGAAGUGAUGAUAUAUUUCAGGGAAAGGAUAUAUGUAGCAUGUGCUCUUGAUGUUCUGUGGUGGGGAGAACGAUGUGAAUCAGUCGUUCCUAGGAACAGCUCCUUUGUUUAGAAGACAACUUCCAAUUGAACCAUUGUCUGCUGAGGACAGCUGGCACCAGGACUUCAGCUGCAUUGGAUCCCUCUCAAAAAAAAACACAACCCAGGGGACAAAACAACACAAAGAUUGUGUAUUCCGUCCAUGUGAAAAGAGGAAAAACUUCUGCAGGAGAGCAGAAAGCUAAAAAGGCCGGUGAAGACCCUUCCGCAACAUGGAUAAGAAAAGCAAGCUGGUAACCUCCUUGCUCGGUUUGGUUUUGGGCAUAAACGUCUGUGCUGGAUUUACAGCUCAUCGUGUCAGAAGAUCUGGUGAAUUUGGGGAGGAGGGUCCGGACUCAGUCUUAUCAGAUUCCCCCUGGAUCAGUACUUAUGGCUCCUGCAAAAACCGAUGCUUUGAACUUGAUGAAGCAGAGCCUCCAGUUUGCCGUUGUGACAACCUGUGCAAGAGCUAUAGCAGCUGUUGUGUUGACUUUGAUGAACUGUGUUUAAAGACAGCCGGCGGUUGGGAAUGUACCAAAGAGCGCUGUGGAGAGACCAGGAAUGAAGAUCAUGCCUGCCACUGUUCAGAAGACUGUUUAGCAAGAGGAGACUGCUGUAGUAACUAUCAAGUGGUUUGCAAAGGAGACACUCCCUGGGUCAUGGAUGAUUGUGAGGAUAUUCGGACUCCAGUAUGUCCAGCAGGUUUUCUUCACCCUCCGCUGAUCAUUUUCUCUGUGGAUGGCUUCCGUGCAUCGUACAUGAAGAAAGGUGAAAAAGUGAUGCGCAAUAUUGAGAAGCUAAGGUCCUGUGGAACCCAUGCCCCCUACAUGAGACCUGUCUAUCCAACCAAAACCUUCCCAAAUUUAUACACUCUGGCAACUGGACUGUACCCUGAAUCUCAUGGAAUAAUUGGAAAUUCAAUGUAUGACCCUGUGUUUGAUGCUAUUUUUAACCUUCGAGGAAGAGAGAAAUUCAAUCACCGAUGGUGGGGAGGUCAACCGAUAUGGAUUACUGCUGCUAAGCAAGGAGUGAAAGCUGGAACAUUCUUUUGGUCAAAUGUGAUCCCUUAUGAGCGCAGAAUAUUAACCAUACUGCAGUGGCUAACUUUGGCAGACAAUGAAAGGCCUUACGCUUAUGCAUUCUACUCUGACCAACCAGAUAUGGCUGGCCACAGAUAUGGUCCAUUUAGUUCUGAGAUGUUAGGUCCACUAAGAGAUAUUGACAAGAUCCUUGGGCAACUAAUGGAUGGACUAAAGCAGCUGAACUUACACCGAUGUGCCAACAUUAUCUUCGUGGGUGAUCAUGGGAUGGAAGAUGUUACCUGUGAAAGAACUGAAUAUUUGAGCAACUAUCUGUCUAACGUGGAUGACAUAACAUUGAUACCUGGAACUCUAGGGCGUAUUCGUGCCAAAGCUAAUAGCAACGUUAAAUUUGACCCCAAAGCCAUUGUGGCCAAUCUCACAUGCAAGAAGCCAGACCAGCAUUUCAAACCUUACCUGAAGCAACAUCUUCCCAAGCGUUUGCAUUAUGCAAACAACCGAAGAAUCGAAGAUAUUCAUUUGUUGGUGGAAAGAAGAUGGCAUGUAGCCAAGAGGCCUGGAGAUGUGUUUAAGAAAAUAACUGGGAAGUGCUAUUUUCAUGGAGAUCAUGGCUAUGACAACAAAAUCAACAGCAUGCAGACAGUCUUUCUAGGCUAUGGCCCUUCAUUUAAAUACAAAACAAAAGUACCUCCAUUUGAAAACAUUGAACUGUACAACCUUAUGUGCGAUCUCCUUGGUUUGAAGCCUGCUCCCAAUAAUGGGACACACGGAAGCUUAAAUCACCUCCUCCGGAGCAGUACCUACAGACCCACCAUGCCGGAGGAAGUAGCAAGGCCCCUCCAUCCAGUAGCUACAACACCUUCAUCUGACUACGAUCUGGGAUGCAGUUGUGACGAUAAGAAUAGGUUGGAUGAACUGAGUCGACGUCCUUAUAGCAAAGGAACAGAAGCAAGAACCUACACAGGAGGAGAAGGAUUUUAUACCAACGACCCUGAGAAUGUAUUACCUGAGGAUGGAUGCGUCCCGCCACCAGAAAAGCAUCUCCUUUAUGGCCGCCCAGCGGUUCUUUUUCGUAUAAAGUACAGCCUCUUGCAUCAUCACGACUUUGAAAGUGGCUACAGCGAAACAUUCCAGAUGCCUCUCUGGACCUCUUACACUAUUUCAAAACAGGCAGAGACAUCUGGUGUCCCAGAUCAGGUGAUCAGUUGCGUAAGACCUGAUUUGCGCAUUUCUCCAAGCAACAGUCAGAGCUGUACAGCAUACAGAGUGGAUAGACAAAUGUCUUAUGGAUUCCUGUUUCCUCCCCAACUCAGUUCCUCAGUAGAAACAAAAUAUGAUGCUUUCCUGAUAACAAAUGUCAUUCCCAUGUAUCCUGCUUUCAAAAAGGUCUGGAAUUAUUUCCAGAGGAUUUUGGUGAAGAGAUACGCCAUUGAACGGAACGGAGUCAACGUGAUUAGUGGACCAAUCUUUGACUAUGACUUUGAUGGUUUGCAUGACACGCCAGACAAAAUCAAACUGUAUGUGGAAGGAAGUUCGAUCCCAGUUCCAACUCACUACUACAGCAUCAUCACAAGUUGUUUAGACUUCACUCAGCCUGCUGACAAGUGUGACGGACCUCUUUCAGUUUUGGCAUAUAUUUUCCCUCACAGGCCUGACAAUGAUGAAAGCUGCAAUAAUUCUUCUGAAGAUGAAUCCCGGUGGGUAGAAGAGCUCUUGAAAAUGCACACAGCGAGAGUACGGGAUAUCGAACAAAUUACCGGCUUAGACUUCUAUCGGAAGACCAGUCGAAGCUAUUCAGAAAUCCUUUCUUUAAAAACAUACCUGCAUACAUUUGAAAGUGAAAUUUAACUAUCUCUUAAAACUCAGCCCACCCAUCCUCUUAUGAAGUGCUGUAUAUUUUUAUAUUAUAUUUAUUAAUUUGAAACAGGACAUUAAAAUUAUUAGUGUAUUUUUAAUCUUGCAACAAAUCUUAAAAAUAUUAAAUCGGUGUCUGUUGUGUAUUGAAUCUUUAAUGUAAAACAUAUGUUUUUGGUUUUUUUUUAAAAAGAGCUCCUGAUGUGCAGCAGCUUAAAAGAGUCUCUUGGUUCAAAGCUUCUUAAAAUGGUACAGAAGAAUCACUUAACUUCGGUGGAGGAAAUGUAACUUUUAUUGCAUUCCCUUGUGCCAUGCUUUUUUUUUUUUAGUCCUGUAUUGUGUAUUAUACAUGUAAAAUGACAAUGAUUGUUAACUAUGUGAUAGACAUAUUUAAGCUUCAUAGAGAAUAGAAACUUAAAUAUAAUAAAACCACACAUUUAGGGUU